AUGAGUUAUCCAAUGGGAGAUGAUGCACAAUCUGCCCAAGAUGAAGAAGACCGUGAAGGUGAGUUGCUCUGCUUGAAGAUCAAAGCCCAGUUGGAGGAUUUGUUCUCCGACAGCCACCUGGCAGAGGACGGCUUCCUGCUGAAACACGUGCAGAAGAACAAACAGGGCUACGUCAGUCUCAAGCUCCUCACUUGUAUGAAAAAGAUAAAGGCCCUGACCACAAACUGGUACAUGACUCUGGCGGCAGCAGAGUACUCAAACGUUGUGGAGGUGAAUGAUGAAUGCACAAAAGUGAGGCGGAUAAAGCCACUUCCCAAAUGGCUGCUAUGCUCUCCCACAAGCAAGCUCCUUCUCACCUGGAACAUUUGUGAUGAGGAAGCCGAAGAAGAUGGAGCAGCCCGAGGCCUGGAGCACCCUUCAAUCUUCGAGAACCUCCUCGAGAAGUUUUCUGCUCAUGGCUGCGUUGCCUCAUUCUGGAUCCUGCAUCCUGGCAAAGAGCUUCCCAAGGAGCUGCAGUGCUACGCCAAGCGUCACAAAGAGCUCGGCCAACAUUUGUGUGCAGUGGUGAAGUUUGAUCAUCUGGAGGCAGUUCGGAAGGCUUACAGUCGUCUGAAAGAAGAAGAGGCGAAGUCGAACGGGGAGGGCAUAUGUGUGGUGCCUUUGGGAUUCCAGUCGAUGCACCACAACACCGAGGACGAACCAUCAGAGGGAAACAACAAGGACCAACCUGAAACAUCCCAGGAAAAUCCACUUGAAACCUCAGAGGAUUCAAUCCAGGAGGAACCCUCUUCACCAGCUAAAGAAUCUAUUGAGACUCAAGACACAUCUCAGCCCCAAGAGUCUGUGGAUAACUCCAAAGAGACUUCUGAGCAGAUCUCCACCAGCGGUUGUGGCCAGUCCUUCUCUGGUUUGAAUCAGAGGUAUGGUAGGAGGAGUUGGUGCUCUGGAGACUGUGAUAAAGAUAAUUCUCAGAGCCCCUGGGUGCUCAGGCGCAAAUUUGCGGCCAGUAUAUUAAACCCCAAGGUGGCCGGGGACCUGAAUGCGCCCUGCUUGAUGCAAAGAGUGCUGCGUCAGCCCUUCGGUCCUGACAGCACCAAAGGCUUUCAGGACAGAGGGAAGCCGCUGCAGCAGGAACUGAUCAAACUCUCCCUUGCAUUGAGUAAUACCACCUGUGCUGAAUAA
Messenger RNA from Dicentrarchus labrax (European seabass), 1182 nucleotides. RefSeq names its product La ribonucleoprotein 6, translational regulator b (gene larp6b). Gene Ontology annotation, molecular function: mRNA binding. Gene Ontology annotation, cellular component: nucleus. The coding region runs from base 1 to 1182 and encodes 393 amino acids. The record is from RefSeq and is a predicted model, not a curated record. Lineage: Eukaryota; Metazoa; Chordata; Actinopteri; Moronidae. The transcript has 3 exons.